UUGAGAGUCCCUGCACUGGAGAAGAGUUGUCUUCUGGUUUAUUCCAACCGUUCCCUUUCAUAUCACAAUGAUUAGUAACAACAGCACGCGCUGCUCUGGUGAAUAUUGAGUCCGUCAGAGAAAGUCUUUCCUGCAGGCAGUGGAGUGAGGAUGUUCUUCCUGUGGUGUCUGUUUUCUGCUGAUUCAGCUGCAGUGACAGAGGAGGGAGCCGAGACACACGAGUCUCAGCUGCCUUUUACAGAAAUCGAUGGUUUAUUCCCCCUCAGCUCAGCAGAGCACAGAUGUGACAGCUGCCACCUAGCGGCAGAAAGCUGCACCCAGCAGCUGGAUUAUGGAUUAUGGCCCAGUCCAUUGUUUGCUUGGAUACUUUUCUAUCAUACUGUCUCUUGUUAAAUUAAUGGUGAUUGUUUUUGCUUAAAGUUAAAAAAUCAUUUCCGAGAUAAAAAAUAAAUAAAAUUAGGGUUUGUGACUUCCAUGUUUUUUAGACGUUUUAGAAUAAACCAGAAAAUUGCACAUUUCCAGGUCACUUUAGGGAUGAACUUGUUUGAGAUUUGAUUUUUUUUUAAAGGAUUAAGGCCUUAGUUGUUUUUGUGAUCGUGUGUCUGUUUGUGUGUGUGUGUGUCCACAGCCGCUGAUUCGUGUUCGUGGACUCCUCCCGUUGUGUGGUGAAGUUCAGCUGCGCGCUGUUGUUCUGUACGCGCGUCACCGGCGCACAGAGGAGCUUCACGACGCCAGCAGAGGAUGGAGCGAUCCGAGGAUAGCGACUACGGGAGUUCCUCGAUCUGAAUAUGACACUAUUUGCCCUUUAGUCCCAUUAUUGUUCUUCCUUCGCCUGAGCGCUCGCACGCAGCUGUCGUGGAGCCGCAGAUUCAGCGCAUUCUUUCGCGUCCUCGUCUUCCCCUCUCUGGAACAGAUUCCUGCUCUCGGCUUCGCGGUGGACCGUAACAACCUCAGCUGGGUCCUCGACUGUGUGGUAGCUUCACUCGGACGGAGAUCUGUGCAGUUCAAAGCUCGGUGCUGAUCCAGGAAAUGUUGUCAUGGCCGCCUCGGGAGCCCAUAAGUGCGCUAAGAGUGAGAAGUUGGACGAGGCGCAGGCUUUGGCCAAGAGCUGCGCAGGGAGACCAGACUUCCUGCCCUGUGAUGGACUCUCCAUCUGCGCUACGCACAGCCACGGGAAGUGCUUCAAGCUGCACUGGUGCUGCCACUUGGGCUGGUGUCACUGUAAAUAUGUGUACCAGCCCAUGACCAAUGUAUGCCAUCUCCCAAGCACAGCGGUGCCCCCUGCUGGCUCAGAGUACAGUAAUUCCAUCAAUCUGUCCGUCUCACUGGCUGAGCGCUUCCUGAAACUGGCACCGUCCUUCCAGUCCCCUCCUCCGUUGGAGUCGCCCAAGUACUGCGUGAUCGCGGACCUGUUUGUGGACGACUACAUCGUUAAACGCAUCAGUGGGAAAAUGUGCUACGUGCAGCGGCCACCUCCUCCCAUACCAGAACCUCCUCAUCCUCCCACACCUCCACCACCUGCUCCAGCCCUCCAGUCUCAGAAGCCUCAAAACCCUGCUCCACCCCGACAGACGAUCAAGCCUACGCCGUCGACCAAGCAAACGCCCCCACCUGGCCGUGUGCAGUCAGUGAAGCAGGUAAACAGUGAACACAAACACCAAUCCCCUGUGGACAAGAUCAAAGGCCCCAAAAUGGACCACUGCUCCUCUCCGUCCAGCUCAGAAGACUCUGGUAUCAACGCCCUGGGUCUGCACUACUUGGAGUCCUGCGAGGAGGAGGAAAGUGAGGAGGAGGAGGACGGACUGAGCACAGAUGGAAACUCCAGCCCUAGCAGCCUCUGGGAUCAAGAUGACUGCUCCGUGCUGUCUCCUUCCAAGUCCAUGAUAGAGAUCAUUGAAAAGAUCGAAACAACUGUGUAACUGUCGUGACGUCCACACGGACACCAGAUGUCCAGAAGUUUGAUAUUCACGGACCAGUAGAAAACAAAGCAUGUCCCUAAUGCUGCAGCAGGACAGUGAGGUUCUGAUUUCAAUUUACUUUUCUUCCAGCAGGCGGCUGAGGACUGUACGUCCACUCUCUCUCACAGCCUCUGCUCCGUCCACGUCCCCUGCAUGGAGUGACUUUUUACAACCUAUUACAGUGACGCAGAGUAUAUAGAGCACACUCAUACUGUAUCAAGCACACGCACAGUGGCCCAGAUGGACUUUUUCCUACAUAAUUACACAGUGAAAAUCUGAAAAAAAAAAAAAAAACGAAUCUGAAGAAGACCCAGAUUAGGCCUGUCAUCAUAACGUCUCCACCUGAACAACACGUUGUCCUUGGAUGGACAAAACUCUGGAUUAGCUUGUGGAAAUUUCUGAAAACGUUUGCAUAAGUAGAGAAGUGUGUGUGUGUGUGCGAGUGAUAUGGAGACACUGUCAUGUGUACAAUGCCAUGAUGAGCCACAUACAACUUUUUCAUGUCCAAUACCGAUACCAAUCCGAUACUUUCUUUUCUUGUCCAGUAUGUCGCCGGCUGCUGCUAAGGCGAUGGUGUCCCUGUUUACUCCGUGUCACACAAAGUUAAGAUGACCAUUUGGGCUGAGGUGUCAGAUCGGACGGCUGUAGUUGGUUUCUUGAGGUUCAAGCCUGAGUAUCGGAUUGAGCAACCCCUUGUUUGGAACCAUCCUUGGUUUUGCUCUUUGUGGGUAACACUGUAGGUCAUGGUAGGUAGGUUAGGUUGUGGACUUCCAAAGUGCGACUUUACAGUUGAAACAAAACUACAACAGAGUAGCGUACUGGUGUGAUUAGCUUGUCCCCCAGUCCAUGGUUGGGUUGGACCAGGAAGUACAGAAUUGUGCUAGGGAUCUGUUGACACCACGUAGUAACGACCGCUACGACUGGACACUGACACAGCCAUUGUGACGGGCCUAAUGGAAAUUACUUUAGAUUGAAAGUGAAAAAAGGUCAGAAAAGUUCUUACUUUUCUGACGCUAAAUGUGUGCAGAGGAGUUGUGGGCAGGUUUUCAGAUAAUUACAGGGAAGCAGUUAAUGUUAGGGCUGUGGCAGUCAGACCUUAUUCUACUUCAACAUUCAAGUAGCAGAUACGUUUGUCCUCCGGUCAGUGCCUCCACCCACCCACACACACAUUAGUAAUUCUGACACUUUAGUAUAAUCACCACAAGGCCAGCUACCUCUCCUGGGCCCAGAGCACUUCAGCCUUUUUAACUCCUUAAUUCCUGAACCCUGAGCUUCUGUGACAAUUCUGCAGUUAUCAUGUAAUUUAAAAAAAAAAAAAGUGUGUGUGCCUGCACUUUAGUGACAACAACGUGAGGAGUUGUUAAGUAGGACAACGUUCGACAAUCACAGAUCACACAAGCACAUUCCUAAAAAUGACAGUACCUGCGAGGUACCAGCGAGGACCAAGGACACACACUGACAAACACAGACACACACUGAACUGAACUGAACUGAGUUGCUGUCCAGUGUUUAAUGGGUCGUUCAGAAAAACCUUUUUAUUGACCUCCAUUAGCCGUCAACAGAUUAAUUAGUGUGAACAUAUCUCUGGCACAGCUACAAUAACAACACAAAGAGACUAAUACAGCACUCACAGUGAGGAGGUAAUAUAUAGCUAAUAUAUACAUAUGGGCUUUCUUUUACAUUAAUGUUCUUAUUUUCUUUCUGUCUGAGCGGUAAAUGAUAAAGACGUUAAGAAGAUUCUGCGCUAGCUUAGACUUAUCUCAGUUCAUACUUGUACAUUGGCUGAGAGAAAGGACCUCUCUGGGUGAUUCCAACCUUGAUCUGUGUUGUUAGAGGUCUAGAAGUACUGUGAGGGAGUACUGUCGUUAUCAAUCAGUAGUUGGCGCUAUCGUCCUGCUGGCUGUGAACAAGACCCAAAUGUUACAAAACCCUGUGUUUUGCUCAAAAUAUCAUUCCUCUAACAGUGCAACAUGAACUGCUUGUGUAAAAAGUAAACAGACGUUCUUAUAUCACACUUUUGUUUAUUCUACCACAGUGUUUCUCAUUAAUUGCCGAGAAUGUGGCGGACGUAUAGGUGGCGCUGCAGUGUCAGGAGCUUUCCUGGCUGCAUCUGGCGCGAUCUGAUGAUAGCAGUGGCGCCAGUGCAGAGUGUUGGGUAACAGUGCAAUGUAUGUUGCAGAUCACUGCACCUGUCAAUUUCUUACAUAUCUGUAAACCAAGCAUUAACUGAGCAUCAUGUUGCAUUAUACUUGUAAUGAUAUUUUAACAUGUUCUUAGUUGCCAACUUGCCUGUUGGAUUUCUUAUACAGUAAACAACAGGACGGCAGGCAGUGUCUGAUGAAAUGUCCUCUUAGUUUCUCUCAACAGUACUCGACGUCUAACAACAGAAUUAUAUAUUGUAAAGGUCCGGAACUUUAUCACAAAUUUGAGAAAAAGAUAGCACUUGGUAUGGAAUAGGAUCCUAUGUAGGUGUUUUGAUGUUGUGAUGGAUAUAAUGUUAUACACUCAGAUAUGACGUUAGUAAGGUAGCCCAUGAUUAGUGAGGCUUGUUUUCUUUUUUUAACCCCAUUAUUAAUCAGCUUUUAUAGAGUUCUUUCCUGCAGAUCUAUUAUCUAGUUCAAGUUAGCACUUCACAGAUAUGUAUUGCUACAAUGCUACAAGCACUUGAUGUUUAAAGAAAAUGGCAUUUUGCAUGACUGCAGUUGUUGCAAAAGUCCCUCCAUUUCCAAACUUCGGUCUAAGAACUUUAUGAUUCUGUGUUUAAACAGCGUAGAGCUUCAGUCCGUUCAAAUUCAACAAAAAUGUUUGUUAUUCAGGGACAUCAGAUGACAUCAUACUGAAUGCAGUCUCCCUAAAUGCAGUUAAUUAUGUCUUAUUGUUACAUUAUUUUCAUAUGAAUAAAUCCUUCUGAAAGUA
Messenger RNA from Cynoglossus semilaevis (tongue sole), 4874 nucleotides. Its product is annotated as UPF0524 protein C3orf70 homolog B. The coding region runs from base 1038 to 1919 and encodes 293 amino acids. Gene Ontology annotation, biological process: nervous system development. NCBI's taxonomy places the organism in Eukaryota, Metazoa, Chordata, Actinopteri, Pleuronectiformes, Cynoglossidae. The transcript is spliced from 2 exons. The record is from RefSeq and is a predicted model, not a curated record.